GAGUUCAUUCUGUCGUGCCUGACCCUCAACCCAGACAAGCGACCGACAGCUAAUAACCUGCUCUUCCACCGCGUCCUCUUUGAGGUCCAUUCCCUGAAGCUGCUGGCAGCACACUGCUUCAUCAACAACCAGUAUCUGAUGCCAGAGAAUGUGGUGGAGGAGAAGAUAAAGGAACUGGACCUGAACAUGGUGAUGGCAGAGAUCCGGAGAGGGGGUCGGCCUGGAGCACAGUGGAGGUACUCGGAGGUCUCCUUCCUUGAACUCGACAAAUUCUUAGAAGACGUCAGGAAUGGGAUUUAUCCCCUGAUGAACUUCGCUGUUUCCAGACCCCACGCCCUCCCACGUGCACUCUCCCAGCCCCAGGAGGACCCUCAAAAAGCCAAGACUCCCACCCCAGAGCCCUUUGAUGUGGAGACCAGGAAGGUGGUGCAAAUGCAGUGUAACAUGGAGCUGAAUGAAGACAAGACCCAGUGGCACCUUACUCUUCUGCUGAUCCUGGAGGACAAAUUGCACCGACAGUUGAGCUACGACUUGCUGCCCACUGAUAACUCCAAGGACUUGGCCACGGAGCUGGUGCACUAUGGAUUCAUCCACGAGGACGACUGUGAAAAGCUGGCCAACUUCCUGGAAAAUGCCUUCCACAAAUACCGGUCUCCUCCCUUGUGA
Messenger RNA from Cariama cristata (Red-legged seriema), 666 nucleotides. RefSeq names its product nuclear receptor binding protein 2 (gene NRBP2). The transcript is spliced from 8 exons. NCBI's taxonomy places the organism in Eukaryota, Metazoa, Chordata, Aves, Cariamiformes, Cariamidae. The record is from RefSeq and is a predicted model, not a curated record. The annotation marks the transcript as partial.